AGUCAAAAAUGAACUUUUCGCGGCUGUAGUUUUGUUUACGUUUAUAAAAUUCUUACCAACAUAUUAAUUUAAUUUAAUUUACAAUUAGUUUUGGAAAAUGUCCAAUGACAAGAGAACCAUCUACGUUGGAGCCCUUUCCGAUGAAGUCACUGAGAAACUCCUAAACGAUGCUUUCAUUCCCUUUGGUGAUAUUGCUGACAUUCAAAUGCCCGUCGACUAUGAAUCGCAAAAACAUCGAGGAUUUGCAUUUAUCGAAUAUGAGGCGUCCGAGGAUGCUGCUGCAGCAAUUGACAACAUGAAUGACUCGGAGCUGUGUGGACGUACAAUUCGUGUUAAUUUAGCCAAACCGGUGAGAGUGAAAGAAGGAAGCUUCAAACCAGUCUGGGCUGAUGAUGAUUGGUUGCAAAAACACGCUGGUGCUACUCUUACAAAUGAAGAAGGAGCCGAUACGGAACAGCCACCAUCUGAAAAACAAGUGGAGAAUGUCACGCCGGUUGUUAUCUCGAAACCUGAAAAACGAAAUCCUCAAGUGUUCUUUGAUAUUCGUGUUGGUGGCAAUGAUGUUGGUCGAAUAGUUAUGCUCCUCCGAGCCGAUGUUGUACCUAAAACAGCGGAAAAUUUCCGAGCACUUUGUACUCAUGAACAGGGCUUUGGGUACAAGGGUAGCACUUUUCAUAGAAUCAUUACUGAGUUUAUGUGCCAAGGAGGAGACUUCACCAAUAACAAUGGCACAGGAGGAAAGUCCAUUUAUGGCAAGAAAUUUGCUGAUGAAAAUUUCAAUCUAAAACACAAUGGCUUUGGCACUCUAUCAAUGGCUAAUUCUGGAGCUAAUACUAAUGGCUCACAGUUUUUUAUUUGCACGACAAAGACCGAUUGGUUGGAUAAUAAGCACGUAGUCUUUGGACAUGUUAUUAGUGGCGCUGAUGUGGUGCGGAAAAUUGAAAGGUGUGGAACCAAAACAGGCACUCCAACUCAAAAAGUCAUAAUAUAUUCUUGUGGAGAGUUAAAAUAAAUACAUAACUUUAAAUAACAAAAAA
Messenger RNA from Eupeodes corollae, 1037 nucleotides. RefSeq names its product peptidyl-prolyl cis-trans isomerase E (gene cyp33). Lineage: Eukaryota; Metazoa; Arthropoda; Insecta; Diptera; Syrphidae. Gene Ontology annotation, biological process: protein folding; protein peptidyl-prolyl isomerization. The record is from RefSeq and is a predicted model, not a curated record. The transcript is spliced from 5 exons. Gene Ontology annotation, cellular component: intracellular membrane-bounded organelle. Gene Ontology annotation, molecular function: RNA binding; peptidyl-prolyl cis-trans isomerase activity. Bases 98 to 1012 code for a protein of 304 amino acids.